CAACGCCCACAAAGCCUCUCUCUCAAGACUUAACAGCUUUCACUACCCGCCUCCUGCUCUACCUACCUAUCAACUCACCUACUUUACUCUAACCUAUACAUAAAGCCAUAAUUAAAUAAGCAACAUGAAGUUCUUCACUGCAGCCCUAGCCACCAUCUUCGCCGGCCUUGCCGUUGCCGCACCCACCGUUGAGGAGCGACAGACAUAUACCCCUUGCUCUGGCCUCUACGGCACAUCCCAGUGUUGCGCGACCGACGUCCUAGGUGUUGCAGACCUGGACUGCGCCAACCCUCCUUCAGUCCCCACGGAUGCUGCAAACUUCUCUUCCGAGUGCGCUGGUAUCGGUCAGCGCGCACGCUGCUGCGUCCUACCCGUCCUGGGACAAGAUGUCUUAUGCCAGACUCCUACCGGUGUUACUAAUUAGAAACACCUUAUUCUUCAUGUUCAAGAAGAAAACACUGUUAAGGCUUUUCGCCAUUGCCAAUCUUUAAAUACGGGGCUUGGGUUCAAAAGAUAUACGGAUCUCCUGGGAUACACGGCUACGGGGAGUUGGAAUAUACAUUCAGGACAUACACGAUGAUUUAGACUGUCAGGUCUUGGGAAGGU
Messenger RNA from Annulohypoxylon maeteangense, 606 nucleotides. RefSeq names its product Cerato-ulmin hydrophobin family. Lineage: Eukaryota; Fungi; Ascomycota; Sordariomycetes; Xylariales; Hypoxylaceae. The record is from RefSeq and is a predicted model, not a curated record. Gene Ontology annotation, cellular component: extracellular region. Bases 125 to 424 code for a protein of 99 amino acids. The transcript has a single exon.